Messenger RNA from Brugia malayi, 171 nucleotides. RefSeq lists its product as uncharacterized. The coding region runs from base 1 to 171 and encodes 56 amino acids. The record is from RefSeq and is a predicted model, not a curated record. The transcript is spliced from 4 exons. NCBI's taxonomy places the organism in Eukaryota, Metazoa, Nematoda, Chromadorea, Rhabditida, Onchocercidae.
AUGAAAAAUAUUGCUAUCUUCUACUUUCAUAUAAUUUUUUUACUAAGCAUCUCAUAUGCCGUCAAAUAUAUCAAAGGUCCUAAAGGUCCACGAGGCGAUCCUGGGCCACCAGGUAAACCAGGUGUUGUAGGACCUAAAGGUGAACUGAUCUUAAGGAACAGAAAGAAAUAA